This is a messenger RNA of Caenorhabditis elegans, 4920 nucleotides long. It is a transcript of the gene C34C12.2, whose product is annotated as Fibronectin type-III domain-containing protein. Bases 2815 to 4854 code for a protein of 679 amino acids. The record is from RefSeq and is marked reviewed. Lineage: Eukaryota; Metazoa; Nematoda; Chromadorea; Rhabditida; Rhabditidae. The transcript is spliced from 7 exons.
AGCGAAACUGCGCCCGCUAUUUUCUAAUUUGAAAAAAGCCUGAAAAUUAAUUUAAAUGUUUGAAACUUAUAGAAAAAAUUUGAAAUAAAGUAUUUUUUAUUGACAGAAAAAUAUUAAUCAAUAUUUUAUUUACAAUACAUUUAUAGAUUAUUCGUUUCUUCGUCGUUACUGUUGGAGCGGUUGGGGAGGUUGGAGCCAUUGUUGUUGCUGUUGGAGCUGCUCGGAGGGUCGACGAAUCUGGAAGAAUAAAAUGCCCUACGGGGUUUAAUUUUCGAAAUUGGUCUACAAUAACUAAAAAAUGACCUGAAAAAAAAUAGUAAAUGAUUCGAAGGUACCGGUCCUGUCGCGAGCCGUCCAUCCCGACCAUCCUCGUCAUUGAUGCAUCCCGACCAUCCUCGCCAUCGAUCUAUGCCGACCAUCCUCGUCAUCCUGAAAAGUUAAAUUGUUUAUACUAUAAUAAAUGUUAUUAAAUAUUGUUGUGCUUUAAAAAGGGUAGGACACCUCCAAGGAAUCUAUGCAAAAAUUUUCUGGGCAAAGUGACAUUUUUUAACAGGAAGCCAUGUCUACGCCGCUUAGGAUGACGACGCCGCUUGGUGUAUCUUUAUCAUCCGACCUGAAACGUGCCUUGCAAGACAAUGAAAAGCUGACAAGGGACGUGAGCGAUGCAAAACUUUUGAAAGAAGAUGCUGAAAUAAAACUGAAAAAAAUUAGGAAUAAGCUUAAUGGAGAGCACUCUGAAAAGUUGGGAAAGUUGAAUGAUAAGUACAAGGUAUAUAAUAGAGAUAAGAAAUUGCUGGAAUAGAUAAUAUUUUAGGCUGUACAAGAAGAACUGAAAACGAUGAAACAGAGUUCGCAGUUGAAACGGGAGAAAGGAGUUUUGGAAACUGAAAACCGUCGUUUGGAAACUGCAAAAAGUGAAUUAGAUCGGCAACUUUUAGGAAAAAAUGAUGAAUUACGAAUGGCAGAUGUGGAAAAAGUGGAAGAUGUUAAGAUGAUUCGGGACCUGAAAGCAGGGAAACGGCCACCUUUCAAAACUGAAUUCAAAAAUCUCAUCAGCAGGAGCGAGAAGUUUAGGAGAAUAGAGAUAGCGAGAGCUGAACUUCAGCGAUGUGGUGAGAAAUACCUAUAAAUACAGUUAUUUAAAGUGAUUUUAGGCGGCGAAGCUUCUGAAUUUUACUGCCUUCUUCUUGGAAGAUUGAGUAAGUUGGGUCUUCUGAAAUGGAAGAUGUCAAAGAGGGAAGGAUUAUAUCUCUAUCACGCCAGCAACCUCACGAGAAGACGAUUCACCAAGUUGAAACAAAUGCUGCGAGGAAGUGGAUGUAUCGAUCCAUUGCCAUCUAUUCAUGAGAUCAAAAAGCUGGAGAAAGUUGUUGGCUCCUCGGAUCAAUUAAAGGUCACCGAGCAUACCGUUGACGGUAAAUCCGUGGUCGCCGUUCAUCUGCUCGACGUCGUCAAAAUGUUAACUGAAAGGAUUAAUGAAUUAGUUGCUAAUGGAAAGAUGGUAGUUGGAGACGAUCCUAUUUGGCUUACGAUCCUCGGCGAUAAAGGAUCAGAAGAAUUCAAGUUAUGUUUGUCAAUUGGAAAUGUCUCCCAACCUAACAGCUGUUUCCAUCUAAUUCCACUUGGCAUUUUCAAUGAUGACGAAAGCAGUGAAAACAUUCGAAAGUAUCUAGGUCCCAUCGUUGAACAACUCAAUCGAUUAUUGUUCCUAAAGAUAAAAGUAGGCGAUAAGGACAUUGAUGUACCUGUGGAGCAGUAUCUUGGGGGAGAUAUGAAGUUCCAAUGCGAUGCUAUUGGUCAUGAGGGAGGAAACAGUACCUAUCAGUGCAUGCAGUGCUUUUCGCUACGAGGACAGUCGAUCAGCAGGUCCAUGCAACUAAAAAGGGGUGACAUCAAGAAAACCAGGAUCUCGAAGGCAGUAGUCAAUGAUAGAGCUGAAAAACUGGAGGAGCUGGAAGAAUUUCUUUCAGGAACAAAAUGUGCUCUUCAGAUAGUUCAAAACUUCAAGAAUCGCCAAGUCAACGGGUACAAGUCACCAUCCGAGCCGUGUAGAGCAGCGAUGUGAUUUUUCAAGGACAAGACUAUGAAACUGGCAACUUCAUACAAUGGGCGCAAAGUGGACUGUCAGACUUGUUCCAAGUCUGUACACGGUGUAUGCUGUGGGCUGUGGGAUCCUGAAAGUUGGAAGCUUACCACUGAAGAUUCUCCUGACGUGGAUUGCUUCGAGUGUCGAUCCAUGACGGUGAAUCGCAUCGAGAAGGAAGCUGAAUCCACCAUUGCACAUCUGGAAAAUGAGAAGAAUAAAUUGAUGGAAGAUUUGAGGUUGGAGUAUUUAUAUUUUCUUUAAAGAAAGCAUUUAAAUUUACAGAUUAGCUCAAGCACGUGGUGUCAGUGUGUCCCAUGUUUGAUCUGCCUAGAUCUACAAAAAAUGCGGUAGUUUAGACUUUCUCUGAUUUUUUUUAAAAUGAAAACUGACAAUUUUCACAAUUUCUGUUCUACAAUUUUCAAAAAACCCAGUUUGAAAACAUUUUUUCAAUUUUUACGAAUUGUCGUCAAUUAAAAUGUGUUGUUUUUUUUUUCACUGACUACAGUACCCAGUAUGUGAAUUACCGUCACGGUGUCUGCAGACUUUUUGCGCGAUGCAAGCGCGCUCCACCGCACGUGUGUAAAACAAAAACAAUCGGCUGCUGAAAACGGUUUUGAGUCGUUUUUUCGCUAAAUUUCCAUUCGAUUUUCUAUUUUUCUGCUGAGAUCUGCAUUUUCCCAAGUAAAAACAAUUUAUUUUAGUUGAGAAAUCACCAAAAACGUGCAAAGAUGACGAAAAAAAAGGUGUACAACAAAAGGAAACGAAAGGAAGCAUCAAUUAGAGUGUUGGAAGCGAUUCGGGAAAAGAGGAAGCAGCAAUUGGCUGAAAAUGCCCGUCUUGAAGCUGAACAAGCGGAGCAAGAUGUGGCUCCAGAGCCAAUUGAUGUGCAGGAUCCUGUGAUAAAUGCUGGAAAUAUUGUGGAAGAUGCGGAGCCUCUGAACGUGAAUCCUUCUCCGCCGCAGCCUAGAAAAUUCAAUUUUCGGGUAGCGAACUUGGAAAUUGCCCGCCAGGCGAAAAUUUCACAGAAUCUCAUGAAAACUUCUGAAACUGCAUCUACUUCAUCUCCUGUCAGACAGCAAGUGAAAACAGAAAUUGUUCCAAGGGUAUCUCAAAGAACAAUUGUUAAAACACAAGCCCUUCCACGUGUCAAUGCUCCAGUCCUAUCAUCAGUUCCUGCAAAAAAUCCGCUUCCUCCAAAAUUUGUUUAUAUAAAUACAGCUGGAUUGAAAAGAAAACGAGACGAUGAUAAAAACACGCCAUCAACAUCGAAUUCAAUCACUCUAAAUCCAUCUUCUCGUGGUGAUCAAACCCAAUUUAUUGUACAUCUACAACGAACAAUUGAACGAUUGGAAAAAGAAAAAGCUGCGUUAACGGAGAAAUUGACAAUGCGAGAGGAUGAGAUUAAAGUGUUUUCAGUGGAAUUUGUGAAUAUUCAAAAAGAAAAUGUUAAACUAAUGAAGGAGAACAAAGCUAAAGAAUCACAAAUUUCAAACCAAUCGAUUCAAGUUCGAAAUUCGUGGAAAUUCGCAGAUUUAUUCAAGAAAGAGCUGCAGAAAAGUCGGAAAGACGUGUCGGAAGUGAAAUGGAAAAUUGAUAAAAUCGAAAAAAAAGUCGGCAUCAAAAAGCCUACACCAAGGAAGAAGCCUGAUGUAAAGCUGAUAAAUCCAGAGGAUAUUUCAUUGAUGUCUGACAGAACCCAGGAUGGGGAAGAUUCAAGUGACUUCGGAAGUCCUCUAGCGAAAUAUCUGAAGCCUGAUCAGCCCAGCACAAGUUCUGCGUGCUAUGGGAAGCCGUUCUAUUUUGAAAGCACCAGCAGCAGCUCCAGAAAGCCCAUCACAGCAUCUCCAGGCCCUCCAGGCCGAACACAAAUUUCGGAUCAGCUGAACACUGGAGAAGUUAGAUAUGUGGUGAAUUCAGGAAAACCAUUCAAUUUUAGCUCGGAAAGUAACUCCAGGAACUUGAAGCUUAUUCCAGGAUAUAUUAAGAGACCAGAAUUUCGCUAUAUCAAGCCAGAAGGCUUCACCUCAGCCUCUUACAAAGCUCAGUCAGAAGGAAUGAGCUCGUUUUUGAAGACUGGAAGCUCUGCAACUCCUGAAAAUUCGAAGAAAUCAGCCCAUUUUGACAUGCCGGAUAUUUCCUCAACGCCUUACAAAUCUCACGUGGUGGUGGAAUCGGACGAAAUGAAUAGUUCUUCGAGUACAAUUGGAGGAUUUGAGUCAGAAAAGAAAGAUAAUGGAGCUCUCGGAAGCCAGAAAUCUCCUAUGCCCGACAUUGCCACAGCACUUCACAAUAUAUUUGAUUCAAAAGAAGUUCAAAGUAGUUCUUCAACCACCGGAAGCUCUGCACCGCCCGAAAAUUCGAAGAAAUCAGAUCAUUUUGACAUGCCGGAUAUCUCCUCAACUCUUUACAGAUCUCGUGUUGAGCCAAUCAGCAGCUCUUCCAGUGGAUCUACCAGCACAAGUGCUCCGAGAUAUGUGCCAAAACCAAUAGCCCAGCCAGCUCGAUAUGCAAUUCCAAGUCCGGGUGCUUUGAAUGCCUUAAGACGUCCCCCAGAAUGGAAAGGUCAGCGCCGACAUGCGCCGAGUUACGUGAAAUCCAGAGAAAGCGUCACGUUCAGAGGAUGCUCCAGAUUUCCAGUCACAUCACCGCAUUUCGCGAAAGCUCACCUGGAACCUGUGACUGAUGGAAAAGAUGAUUCGAAAAUUGUCAAAUAUCGAUUUGUACCGAAGCGACCAGAUUUUGAUGGAGAACGCGAACAUAAGAAGUGACAAAUCUUGGUUUUUUUGUGUUUAAGGCUUUUAGAGCAUUGAUAAUAAAUUUUUUGUUGGAUUUGC